This is a messenger RNA of Dendroctonus ponderosae (mountain pine beetle), 3228 nucleotides long. Its product is annotated as follicle-stimulating hormone receptor. Gene Ontology annotation, molecular function: protein binding; protein-hormone receptor activity; G protein-coupled receptor activity. The transcript has 17 exons. The coding region runs from base 712 to 3066 and encodes 784 amino acids. The record is from RefSeq and is a predicted model, not a curated record. Gene Ontology annotation, biological process: G protein-coupled receptor signaling pathway. Gene Ontology annotation, cellular component: membrane. NCBI's taxonomy places the organism in Eukaryota, Metazoa, Arthropoda, Insecta, Coleoptera, Curculionidae.
AUCGUUCUGUUUUGUCGCUCUAAUAAUUAUUUCGAUUUCGGGGCUGAUUGAAGAUCCACUUAGGUUUACAUAUAGUGAUUCGCAAGUGUUUCUUUAUAAACAACUCGAAACCACUAGUUUUUAUUAAAAACAAUUGCAGAUUGUACCUUCUUAUGCUGGUAUGUGUAUUGUAUAAUCAGUCAGCAGUGAUUUUCCAUUGGCCAUAUUAAUUCAAGUAUGCGAACUAGUCAAGCAAUUGCGUUUAAAACCAGUAUUAUCAUACAAGUGUUAAUUUGUCAUACAAGUAUCAAUAUUUAAAUCAAUAAUACAUAAAUAGAUCGGAUGAGGAUCGCUCUAAUUGAGAUUCUUAAUGUGCAACAUUCCGACUGGAGAAAAAAUAUUGCAGGGUUCAUAGACAUUUUCUAAAUUAAAUGAGUUUUUAUUGGUGGACGCAAUGGAUCCUUUUCACCCCGGAUAAGUUAGGGAAACCCAUUGUGACUGCGUUUUGCCAAACUAGUACUUUUGCACUUCGUCACAAACAAAUUCACCAUUGUCAAGUAAGAAUAAUGUUAUUUUUUGGCUUUUACAGGUAAUCUAUCGAUUUUUUCAAGUGCCUCGCUCGAUAAACACGCCGAUCUAUUUAAAGCCGUUAUCCGUAUCACUUUUACAAGAAUCUAUUCAAGUUUACGAGUGCUGUUCAGCCAAAGGGGCGAUAAACCAAAUUGAAAGGUCAUGCUGCGUCUGUUGUUCUUCGUCCUAUCGUUGGCGGCUCCUAAAAGCGCAAUCACUGACCUCCGAAUGGAGCGCUCCAGGCUGGUGAAAGCCGCUCCAGAUCGCUACAAUUGCACCGUAUACUCUCACGAAGACGAUUUUGAGGUGCACUGCCGAGGAAACGGUCUGGGGCAGAUUCCCUCCAGUCUGAACAGCAGCCUCAACAAGCUGAUCAUUUCCGAAUCCAAGAACAUUUCGCUUAUAAGUAAUACGGCCCUCAAUCCGUAUAAGAUGGGACUGCAGGAUGUAACGUUGUCGGACUUGCCGCACCUCAGGGUGAUUGACGAUGGCACUUUUGCAGACAUUCCCAAUCUGCGGACAAUUUACAUUUAUAAUGCGCCGCAAAUCAAAUUUAUCUACGGAUUGUUGAAGGGAGUCACCUCGAAGCACUUCAGAUCGCUCCGGAUCGUGAACACUGGCCUACACGACGUUCCCCAACUAUCCUUCCUUCCACCGGAAAAUACAAUGUUUUUACUAGAUCUGGACCACAACAAGAUAGAGCGAUUGCACAGCAAUUCGAUCAAAGUAUCGGCUCAGCAAGUAACAUUAAACUUCAAUGAAAUCACCACAAUAGAAAACUACGCCUUUAAUGGAUCGCAAAUUGGACUGCUGCACAUCACCGCCAACCCGAAACUAACGCAACUGGAAGAGUUUGCUUUCAAAGGGUUGCUCAACUUGAGGGAGUUAGAUUUAUCGUUCUCAUCCAUAAAAACACUCUCCUAUCUCGGGCUGGAGUCUUUGGAAGUACUCAAGAUACGAAACACCCCGACACUUCACACUAUUCCCAGCCUGUACGACUUGCCAAGCUUGAAGUUGGCGAAACUCACGCACCAUUUCCACUGCUGUGCAUUUCAGUAUCCAAAACAGCACUCUCCAAUUAAGCAUGCCGCUUAUGAAGAAAGUAUGCGGCAAGUGUGCAUCAAAAGCCAGAUGUCUUUUCAAACGACUGAUUUUAAGAAGCGAAAAAGAGCUGUGGAGUAUGCUAACACGUACAGGCCGCAAAAGUUCCCGAACGAUCAUCUAACCGAGCAAGCUUUAGGGUAUCUAGUGCCCCAGUUUGGGGUGACCCAGCAGGCUCAGAAGCCCCUGAUUGGACACUUUAUCGACCAUCAGAAACCCAGAGAUCCUGAGGACGCAUAUGAAGACAUGGGCACGUUCCAUUCCAGUCCCACAUUGAUCAAUGACACGUCGAUCGAGGUGUUUUGUGGGAAUAUCAGCUUCAAGUUGCAAAGUGUUCAAUGCACCCCAGAUCCAAACGCCUUGAAUCCAUGCGAAGACAUUAUGGGGUUUAUUUGGCUGAGGAAUUCUGUAUGGUUCGUAGUCAUUUUGGCUGUUGUUGGCAAUGUGGCUGUAGUGGUUGUUAUUUGGUUUAGCAACACUGAAGUAAACGUGUCGAGGUUCCUGAUUUGCAAUUUGGCUCUGGCCGAUCUCUGCAUGGGACUCUACCUCAUGUUAAUUGCGUCCAUGGACUAUCACUCCGUUGGAACGUACUUUAAUUUUGCCUAUGAUUGGCAGUAUGGAAUUGGAUGCCAGAUUGCAGGUUUUCUCACCGUAUUCGCAGGACAUCUUUCCAUUUUCACAUUAACGAUUGUGACCAUUGAAAGAUGGUUUGCAAUCAAGUACGCAAUUGACCUCACGAAGCGAAUUAGACUGCCGACUGCGGUUCGAAUCAUGAUUGGAGGAUGGAUUUACUCCAUUCUGAUGGCAAUGUUCCCGUUGUUUGGUAUUAGUAACUACAGCAGCACAAGCAUAUGCUUGCCGAUGGAAGUGAAGUCAACUUUCGAUAAGAUUUACCUCUACAGCAUAUUCAUGAUCAAUGGUUUCUCGCUGGCGCUGAUCGUAUUCUGCUACGCUCAGAUUUACUUCAGCUUGGGCUAUGAAACGCGAAGAACCAGUCAUAAGGGCGAGUUGACCAUCGCGAAGAAAAUGGCUCUGCUCAUUUUCAUAGAUUUUGCCACUUAUGCGCCGGUGGCCUUCUUCGGGCUGUGCGCUCUGCUGGGAUACCCACUGAUCAACAUAACAAAAUCGAAAAUAUUACUGGUUUUCUUUUAUCCUUUGAAUGCUUGCGCGAAUCCAUACCUGUACGCACUGAUGACCCUACAGUAUAGAAGAGAUAUAUACGGGAUUGUUUCCAAGUGUGGUUUUUGCAAGACUAAAACUCAACAGUGUGCGAUAAGAGAAGAUUUUCCCAUUGGAAAACCAUGUCCCUUGCUACCGAAGGACGAGAAUAAUUCCCAUCAAUGUUGCAACAACAACUGUGACCAAACAGAGACAAAUGGCAGCGGUCCAAGUGCUCCAAACAAUACUUAUGUCUAAUCGUAUUGAAGCUGACUGGAUUAUUUAUUUAUUUAUUGCGAAACGGGUGUGAUUUAAGUAUAACGGAGAUUUCCAGUGUUGGAAUUUAUGUGCCAAAACGAUAGUACUUAUAAUAUAUGAAAAUUGUAUUAUAUUAGUAAAAUAAAUCACAUAUGUAAAGUA